Molecule: messenger RNA, 603 nt
Organism: Ostertagia ostertagi
Lineage: Eukaryota; Metazoa; Nematoda; Chromadorea; Rhabditida; Trichostrongylidae
Source: the annotation of a GenBank genome assembly
ACUUUCCGAUCAGAUGCGAAGGACGGCUGGCCGAUCAGUGCUUUCCGGUUUCACGCAGAUGAAGGCGUUGUGACUGGUGGAGACUACAACACAAAGGUGAGGACACAACGAGCUCCUUCUCGUGAUCCACGUAGGGGUAGCUGCCGUCCUUACGAGAUUCAUCCAUGUGGACAUCAUGGAAAUGAGACAUAUUAUGGAGAAUGCGUUGGCAUGGCGGAUACCCCAAGGUGCAAAAGGAGAUGCCUGCUCGGCUACCCGAAGUCCUAUCCAUCGGAUAGGUAUUACGGCAAAAAAGCCUACCAAUUGAAGAAUUCGGUGAAAGCUAUCCAGAAAGAUAUAAUGAAAAACGGACCGGUUGUCGCCACCUAUACUGUUUAUGAAGAUUUCGCACACUACAGAUCAGGAAUUUAUAAGCACAAGGCUGGACGCAAAACAGGUCUCCAUGCUGUGAAGGUGAUUGGAUGGGGAGAGGAAAAGGGAACACCCUAUUGGAUCGUUGCCAACUCGUGGCACGACGACUGGGGAGAGAAUGGUUUCUUCCGCAUGCAUCGUGGAAGCAACGACUGCGGAUUUGAAGAGCGUAUGGCCGCCGGAUUAGUCCAG